GAGCACCGUCGCACUUGCUUUGGUCUGCAGACCCAGGCAAUCGAAAACUCGGAAACGUGUGCACCUUUCCGGCAGCAAAAUUGACUCUGCGUUCUUUGCAGCCUCGACUUGAAGGCUGCGCUGGGAGAAAGUCUGUGCCUCCGGGAAAGUUUGGAAACGGAACUACGGGAGAGGCCAGACAUCGGGGAUUUUGCGGGCCCUGCGAUGUCUUCCAGAGCUUUUCAAGUGGGGAGAGAAGAGCGACAAAAUGAAAAUGCAUCGUGUAGGGGAGCCCGCCCGAGUCCCGCAAGUUGUCGGUCGCAGAGGUACACAGCUGCUCCUAGCAUGACCGUGAUCUGAUCAGCAACCACGAGAACCUGACUCCCGUGUGGGGUGCCUUAGUGCUGGGGCCUGGUCACCGCCCACAACUCCAGAGCUGCCAUGGCUGCUGCCGCUACGUCCACCCCUGUCAUUUCACAGCCCCAGUUCACAGCCAUGAAUGAACCACAGUGCUUCUACAAUGAGUCCAUCGCCUUCUUUUAUAACCGGAGUGGAAAGUACCUUGCCACAGAAUGGAACACAGUUAGCAAGCUGGUGAUGGGACUUGGAAUCACCGUCUGUAUCUUCAUCAUGUUGGCCAACCUGCUGGUCAUGGUGGCGAUCUAUGUCAACCGCCGCUUCCAUUUUCCUAUUUAUUACUUAAUGGCGAAUCUGGCUGCUGCGGACUUCUUUGCUGGGUUGGCCUACUUCUACCUAAUGUUCAACACAGGACCCAAUACUCGGAGACUGACUGUUAGCACAUGGCUCCUGCGUCAGGGCCUCAUUGACACCAGCCUGACAGCCUCUGUGGCCAACUUACUGGCCAUUGCAAUCGAGAGGCAUAUUACGGUUUUCCGCAUGCAGCUCCACACGCGGAUGAGCAACCGGCGGGUGGUGGUGGUGAUUGUGGUCAUCUGGACCAUGGCCAUUGUUAUGGGGGCCAUACCCAGUGUGGGCUGGAACUGCAUCUGUGAUAUUGAAAACUGUUCCAACAUGGCACCCCUCUACAGUGACUCUUACUUGGUCUUCUGGGCCAUUUUCAACUUGGUGACCUUUGUUGUCAUGGUGGUUCUCUAUGCUCAUAUCUUUGGCUAUGUUCGCCAGAGGACUAUGAGGAUGUCUCGGCAUAGUUCUGGGCCGCGGCGCAAUCGGGAUACCAUGAUGAGUCUUCUGAAGACUGUGGUCAUCGUGCUUGGUGCCUUUAUCAUCUGCUGGACUCCUGGAUUGGUGUUGUUACUUCUUGACGUGUGCUGCCCACAGUGUGACGUUCUGGCCUAUGAGAAGUUUUUCCUUCUGCUUGCCGAGUUCAACUCUGCCAUGAACCCCAUCAUCUACUCCUACCGCGACAAGGAGAUGAGCGCCACCUUCAGGCAGAUCCUCUGCUGCCAGCGCAGUGAGAACACCAGCGGCCCCACGGAAGGCUCCGACCGCUCAGCGUCCUCCGUCAACCACACCAUUCUGGCUGGAGUUCACAGCAAUGACCACUCCGUGGUUUAGAAAGGAAACUAAGAUGAGACGCGGCCAUCAUCUACUGAGGGAUGAUCAUCCUCCCCCUUCCCAAAGGCACGGGCAGGGCGGGGUGUGAGAGAGAGGAAAAACACACUCGAGUACUUAAACACUAACCCAUGGCAGUAUUUGUUCCUAGACCCACCAAGACUUGAUGUAUAUUGAAAAAUUAGCUUAUGGGACAUCCCUCAUCCUGCUCCCCGUUCCUUUUGAAAGUAGAAAGUGGAGACCUUGCAAUAGAAUUCAUAAACAGACUCUGGAGUGUCCAUUUACACUAUACUAACUAGUCUUCAAAAGAUUUUGUGUGGUUUGGUGCAAGUCAGAAUCAAUUCUGACUAAUUGAAUCCACAACUUCAUUUACAUACAGGCUUCCCUUUUUUUCUUUUUAAAGGUUACAUUUCAUUUAAUAAACAUGUUUAUGCCUAUCAGCAUGCUUGUGAUGGAUAAGACUAUAGACUGUUUUUAAACAAUAACUCCAUUUUUUUCCUUAUGUAGGAAAACUGUAAAUUAGAAUUACUUUUUUUAGAAAGCAUGCAUGUAAUGUAUGUAUGCAGUAUGCUGUACUUAAAAAGAUAAAAGGGUAUUAAUUUUAAAUCUUCUAGGAAAUAGAAGAACCUAGAUGUCAAAGCCAGUAUUUGUUUAGGUUAUGAAACAAACAAUGAUCUAAUCACAAUAUUACCUUUUUUUAUUAAAGUGUUAUAACAUGUAUAAAACAAACAGGGAAUGUAAGUUUAUUAUCAGAAGAAUGUGUACUCUAUAAAAGUUAUAGAGAUGAGCACAGUGGUAUUGUUCCCACAUAUUUAUAGUACCCAAGUACAUUCUAAUUAUUAGUUCAUCAGAGGAAUUUUUUAAUGACCUGUGUUUUUCUGUAUUAUAAUACAUAGUCAUUGUAGAAAACUUGAAAAAUACAGAAAUGUAUAAAACAGAAAAAAUACUGAUAAUAUCACAACUCAGAAGUAACCACCAUUAACAGCUUUUCCCCUGUGUAUGCCUAUAUGUAUAUUAUAUACCUUUUUAUAUAAUUGGGAUCAUACUGUAAACAGUUUUAUAACCAGUUUGUUUUUUCCACUGCAUAAUUGCCACAUUUUCCUAUGGCAUUAAAAAUUUUACAAAAACAUAAUUUUAAUGGC
Molecule: messenger RNA, 2654 nt
Organism: Balaenoptera ricei (Rice's whale)
Lineage: Eukaryota; Metazoa; Chordata; Mammalia; Artiodactyla; Balaenopteridae
Gene: LPAR1
Product: lysophosphatidic acid receptor 1
Exons: 4
Coding region: 421-1515 (364 amino acids)
Biological process (GO): phospholipase C-activating G protein-coupled receptor signaling pathway; neurogenesis
Cellular component (GO): membrane
Molecular function (GO): lysophosphatidic acid receptor activity
Source: RefSeq, a predicted model, not a curated record